GAUGCAGGCAUUUAAAGCACAAAGGACUCUGGGAAUUGUAGUUUGUAGCCCUUCCAAUCCGUUUUCGUGGCUUCUUGCUGAAAGCGCAUCAGGUUAUAUAGACUUUUGACAUUCUUCACGGAAUCAAGAUGUGGCUGUUGAAUUGGAAGGCGCUGGAAAACUUUCCAUUGCUGAUGUACAUUUUAGCUGCCAAAACAUUAAUUCUUUGCUUAGCGUUUGCUGGGGUAAAAAUAUACCAGAGGAAAAGGCUAGAAGAAAAAAUGAAAAAAGAAGAGGAGGAAAGGCUGAAAAAAGCAGGCAAGAAAGAAAACUGAAGGAUUUUACAAAGGCAUUUGGCAGCUUGCUUGGAUUCCUUUCUUUGGAGAGCUGAAGACUUUUUUUCUGUGCCAGAGAAAUUAAGUUUCCAAGAGAAUCAAUUAUUUAAACCAAAUUGUCUUGAAUUAUUAUUAUUAUUUGUAUGAGUAAGAAGAAUAUUUUGUCACCACUUUAUACAAUAAGAGUUCCCUUUGUAAAA
Messenger RNA from Anolis sagrei ordinatus, 514 nucleotides. RefSeq names its product small integral membrane protein 11 (gene SMIM11). Lineage: Eukaryota; Metazoa; Chordata; Lepidosauria; Squamata; Anolidae. The record is from RefSeq and is a predicted model, not a curated record.